AGAGAGAGAGAGAGAGAGAGCAGUAGGACAAGAUCACGACCAAGGCUUCUAAUCCUGCACGAAAAACAACGACUUUCCUGGGUUAUGUGUAUAGUUUAAUACAAUAGAAUAAAAGCUGACGUUUUAGUGUUUAUUUUCGGAAAGGUCAGUCAACAGAAGUCCGCCAUCAUCGACCAAAGGACGAGAAGAUGUCUGGAAAAGAACGGCUCGACGUAUUCCCCUCCAGAAUGGUUCAGACCAUCAUGAAGGCUCGGCUCAAAGGGGCGCAGACCGGCCGCAACCUGCUCAAAAAGAAGUCUGAUGCCCUCUGCAUGCGCUUCCGUCAGAUCCUCCGCAAAAUCAUCGAAACAAAGACUAAGAUGGGAGAGGUGAUGAGAGAGGCGGCCUUCUCUUUGGCUGAAGCCAAAUUUGCAGCUGGAGACUUCAGCGCAACUAUUAUCCAGAAUGUCAACAAAGCCCAAGUGAAAGUCCGUGCCAAGAAAGACAAUGUGGCAGGUGUCACCCUUCCAGUUUUUGAGCACUACCAAGAAGGCGGCGACAGUUACGAGCUGACUGGUCUGGCCAGAGGAGGAGAGCAGCUCUCCAGGUUGAAGAGGAACUAUGCCAGAGCUGUUGAGCUGCUGGUAGAGUUGGCCUCCUUACAGACAUCUUUUGUCACUCUGGAUGAAGCCAUAAAGAUUACCAACCGCCGUGUGAACGCCAUUGAGCACGUGAUUAUUCCCCGGAUCGAGCGCACCCUCACCUACAUCAUCACAGAACUGGAUGAGAGAGAACGAGAGGAGUUCUACAGGUUGAAGAAAAUCCAAGAGAAGAAGAAGCAGCUCAGGGAAAGGACAGAAUUAGAGAUUGCCGCCCGCCUGGCUAAACUGGGUCCCAUCGCAGAGCCCACCAACAUGCUGACGGAGGAGACGGAUGAAGACAUGCUGUUCGAGUGAAGCGCUCUCAAGGCAGACAAGUCCCCGACUACAUAUAAUAUCCUAUUUAUUCUGCGCCUCUAAGGCCGAGUCUAUGUCUCCUCAUGCAAGUGAUGAACGUUGUUUUCUGUGUACUUGUCUGUGAUGAUUUGUUCCAUUGCUUCAGUGAUGGAAGGCACCGUGCGUUUCCAGAUUUCGUCACUGUACAGAACCAAGGUGUCGUCUCACUGGGCUGUUUACCCUCAAGGGAGUCAGUUCACGAUUCACUGUUCACUAAACAAUAACAAUAUUAGGAGGUUUACACACGGUUUGCGAGUGAAAUUAAAGGAGGAUUCUGUGGGAUUAACUUAUUUCGAACUCCUCACAACAUUCAAAGCCAUUGCAUGCUGUGACGCUUACAGUUGUUGUAGAUUUCAAAGUGUGUGAGUCUGUGUUGUGGAGGUUGGUGUUACCUCAUUUGAGGAUGUUUACCAUUGAACCAGAAAACCCCUAAAGUGGCCCUGCUGUAAAGCUUGCAAGUCAACAAAAGCCCCAAACUUCAUUCAAAUAAAUAUGUCAUCAGUAUCCAA
Anarrhichthys ocellatus (wolf-eel) is the source of this 1483-nucleotide messenger RNA. RefSeq names its product ATPase H+ transporting V1 subunit D (gene atp6v1d). The transcript has 9 exons. Lineage: Eukaryota; Metazoa; Chordata; Actinopteri; Perciformes; Anarhichadidae. Gene Ontology annotation, molecular function: proton-transporting ATPase activity, rotational mechanism. The coding region runs from base 189 to 935 and encodes 248 amino acids. The record is from RefSeq and is a predicted model, not a curated record.